This is a messenger RNA of Cucurbita moschata (crookneck pumpkin), 447 nucleotides long. RefSeq lists its product as uncharacterized. Bases 24 to 368 code for a protein of 114 amino acids. The transcript is spliced from 2 exons. The record is from RefSeq and is a predicted model, not a curated record. NCBI's taxonomy places the organism in Eukaryota, Viridiplantae, Streptophyta, Magnoliopsida, Cucurbitales, Cucurbitaceae.
UGUAAGAAACACAAAGAACCAACAUGGAGUUCAAAGCUAGUCUAUGCCUCGGUUUCUUACUCUCGUUCGCUCUUGUCAGCUCAGCUCGAAUCAUGUCUGAUUCAGUUUCAGGAAUACAAGGUAAUAGGAUUGUGAUAAACGAUUAUCCUGAUGCCGGUCCUAAUCCUAGUCAUAGUCCAAUAAUACCGUCGGCGCUGCUACCACCACCACAAUUUGAACCUGUUGAGGUUUCAGGAAUACAAGGUAAUAGGAUUGUGAUAAACGACUAUCCCGAUGCCGGUCCUAAUCCUAGUCAUAGUCCAAUAAUACCGUCAGCGCUGCUACCACCACCACAAUUUGAAGAUUUUGACGUUGUCACGAAGCCCUAAACAAAUCUGUUUGUUGAAAUGGAACAUGUUGCUAGCAACAUCAGCAAGAGAGCUUAAAUAAAUAACUACUUUAUGUGUC